AUGUCAGAACCUACUAACUCUGCAAAAAGAACAUUAGAAAAUGAGGCUAUCGUUGUCGAGGAGUCUGCCAAAAAAUUGAAGACUGAACCAUUAAUGGUCGGUGGACUAAGGGAAGCAGACGUUGGUAUCACUUUAUUUUUAUCAUCUGGACUUCCAGGGUUUAGUGGUCAAAUUAAACAAAGAUAUACUGACUUCUUAGUUAACGAGAUCAAUAAGGCUGACGAAGUUGUUCAUUUGACCGAUAAGGGUUUCAAGAUGCCAAAGAAGCCUCAACCAUCCAGGGAAGAAGUGAGAGCUCAACGUGAAGAAGAAGCUUCAAGAAGACAAGAUUUUAAAGUUGAACCAGAACUAAGGGUUCAAUUAGUUGAAAUUUUUGGAGAAGAUGAUGUUGUAAAAAUUGAGGACGUUUACCGUAAUGCUCAAACCAUGGAAACUACCAAAUCAUUUGAAGAAAAAUCUGUUAGAACUAAAAUCCAUCAAUUGUUACGUGCUGCGUUCAAUAACGAAUUAGAGUCGGUUACUUCUGCUGAUAAUACAUUCAAGAUUGCCAGAAGUAAUAAUAAAUCAAGAGUUAGCAAACAAGUAUUGGUCGAUCAAAGUAAAGAUGCCAAUGGUGUAGAAAAUUGGGGAUAUGGUCCAACCAAAGAAUUUUUACAUUUUACUCUUCAUAAGGAAAACAAAGACACCAUGGAAGCUGUCAAUACAAUUACCAAGUUAAUGAGAAUUCCAAAUAAACUUAUUAGAUUUGCCGGGAACAAAGAUCGUAGAGCUGUUACUUGCCAAAGACUUUCAGUCUCCAAGAUUGGUGUUGAUCGUUUGAAUGCUUUGAACAGAACUUUGAAAGGGUUAGUUAUCGGGGGGUACAAAUUCGAAGAUACUAGUUUAAGUCUAGGUGAUUUAAAUGGUAAUGAGUUCGUCAUAGUUAUCAGAGAUGUGAGCGUUUCAGAAACGUCUGCCUUAUCUCUUGAACAAAUUCUAGCAAAUGGUUGUCAAUCAUUAUCAGAAAAGGGUUUUAUCAAUUACUUCGGUAUGCAGAGAUUCGGUACUUUCAGUAUCUCCACUCAUGAGAUUGGUAAAGAAUUACUUUUAAGUAAUUGGGAGAAUGCUGUCAAUUUGAUUCUAUCCGAUCAGGAUAACGUUUUACCAAAAUCAAAGGAAGCAAGACAAAUAUGGGCAGAAACUAAGGAUCCAGUUCUUGCAUUACAAAAAAUGCCAAGACAAUCGCUUGCCGAAAAUUCCAUUCUACAUUCCUUAUCUACUCAAAAGAAAGAAGAGGACGGCACUUUUUCUUCUUUUGCUUAUUAUACUGCCAUAAUGAAAAUUCCAAGGAACCUUAGAACAAUGUAUGUUCAUGCGUAUCAAAGUUUUGUUUGGAACGCCAUUGCAAGUAAAAGAAUCGAAUUACACGGUGUAGAAUUGGUUGAAGGUGAUCUUGUUAUUGAUACAGAAAACACAAAAUCACCUUCUGCCCAAGAUGAAGAAGACGAUUUUGACGAAGAUUUACGUGAAGAUGAAUUUAUUCGUGCCAAGCCAGUCACUCAGGCCGAUAUUGACUCAGGAAAGUUCAGCAUUACAGAUGUCGUUUUACCAACUCCAGGUUUUGACAUUAUUUACCCAACUAAUGAAGAAUUGCGUAAAUUGUAUACCGAAAUCAUGGCUAAGGACAAUAUGGAUCCAUUCGAUAUGAGGAGAAAGGUUCGUGAAUUUUCUAUGGCUGGUUCUUAUAGAAAAAUAAUCGAAAAGCCGGAACAACUAGAUUAUAGAAUUGUCCAUUAUUCGAGUCCUACCCAGCAAUUAGUCAAUACAGAUCUUGAGAUAUUAAAUAACCAAGUCGCUAAAGAUAACUGUCAAAAAUACAUGAAGGAUAAACUAGAAAGGUAUAUCCCAGAUAAGGGCGGUGAUAAAACCGCCGUCAUUCUAAAAUUCCAAUUAGGUACAUCGGCAUAUGCAACUAUGGCGUUACGUGAAUUGAUGAAGCUAGAAACAUCUCGAAGAGGUGAUAUGUGUGACAUCAGAAAUUAG
Messenger RNA from Naumovozyma dairenensis CBS 421, 2022 nucleotides. It is a transcript of the gene PUS7, whose product is annotated as pseudouridine synthase PUS7. The coding region runs from base 1 to 2022 and encodes 673 amino acids. Lineage: Eukaryota; Fungi; Ascomycota; Saccharomycetes; Saccharomycetales; Saccharomycetaceae. The transcript has a single exon. Gene Ontology annotation, cellular component: nucleus. Gene Ontology annotation, biological process: pseudouridine synthesis. Gene Ontology annotation, molecular function: pseudouridine synthase activity; RNA binding. The record is from RefSeq and is a predicted model, not a curated record.